CAGAAGACACACCACCUGCAAUGCACGUCGGGAAAUCCAGUCCACAGGAUCUUUGAUAAAAUUCAAGUCGCCUGGUGUUAAACUACAAUGCGCAAAUCCCGGAUUUGUGGACACACACAUAAAAAUAAUAUUACCAGUGAGGCCUAUAAAAUAUUUACGUGUAUUCAUUGGGACAUAAAUUGCAAUUUUCAGGAAAACGAUAACCAUGGAUAAAGGCACUAGUAACGGGACGCAGAGUAAGAAGGCGCUGCUGUCGGACCCCCAGCUCUUUGACACCCAGUUUGAUGAGCUGGUGACAGAGCUUACUGAGAGGGACAUCGCUGACCCCGCACUCACCGAUGCACUCAACAGGUUAAGAGAGGUUUUGCUGUACAAUGCUCCAGGAGGAAAAAAGAACCGAGGGCUGUCUGUGAUUGGUUCAUUACGUGAGCUUGUCCCGCCCACUAAGCUGACCCAGGAUGCAGUCCAGCGGGCGUUGCUGGUUGGCUGGUGCAUUGAACUUCUUCAGGCUUUUUUCCUGGUGGCUGAUGAUAUCAUGGAUGCCUCUGUGACACGGAGGGGACAGCCUUGCUGGUACAAGAAGGAGGGAGUAGGUCUGGAAGCCAUCAAUGACUCAUUCCUCUUGGAAGCGGCCAUCUACAGACUUCUGCGGAGACACUGCAGAGAGCAGCCCUACUAUCUGCACCUGCUUGAGCUUUUCAUGGAGACAUCCUUCCAGACGGAGCUGGGCCAAGCUCUCGACCUCAUGACGGCCCCCCCUGGUCAGAUCAACCUCAGCAGGUUCACCAUGGAGAGGUACAAGGCUAUUGUAAAGUACAAGACCGCUUUUUACUCAUUUUACCUCCCAGUGGCAGCAGCUAUGUACAUGGCUGGAAUCAACAGUGAAGUGGAACACAAUAACGCAAAGCACAUCUUGUUAGAAAUGGGAGAAUUCUUUCAGAUACAGGACGACUAUCUGGACUGUUAUGGCGACCCCGCUGUCACAGGGAAGAUCGGCACAGACAUCCAAGACAACAAGUGCAGCUGGUUAGUCGUUACCGCCCUCGGGGUCAUGACCCCGGAGCAGAGGGCUGAGUUGGAGGCUUGUUAUGCACGCCACGACGAGGCAAGUGUGCAAAGGGUCAAGGCUCUGUACAGCACGCUGCAGAUGGAAGAUCUGUACCACCGUCAUGAGGAGGACAGCUACCGACGGCUGCAGGAGCUCAUUGCACGCCACGCACAGAAUCUCCCACAUUCAGUGUUCCUCAAUUUUGCCAAGAAAAUCUACAAAAGAAACAAAUAAUCUGAGAGAAUUGGAUCUUACAUUUUUGUAAAAAUUGUGUUUGAUUGUAAAUGUAAAUAGCAUGUUUCCUCUGACAGUUUUGGGUUUUUGUUCAGUAGGGCUGGUUUCAGUUUAGGGACCAAUAAUUAAGCAGCUUUUGGAUCCAGAAAAUAGAGUUGAUCCUGGCAUUUAAUUUUGUAAAGGAAAGGACCCUGCAUAAAUACGAGAGACGUCAAGGCAGAGUUUCUUGUGUGUGUCCUUUCCGCUGCAUAUUUAUUGACCUAAUAUACAGUGCACAGUAUAUAACUUCAUCUCUUUACUCCAGAAUCCCAUGGAUUUGUUAAGAAGCAAAGUCACGUGACUCUCUGUGAUGGAAUUUGCUGUGAUAUCAGCCAUCCGAUGCAGAGUACAUUAUGUCAUAAACAAGGCUUCCAUUUAUGCCCAGAGUAACCAGGCUCAUUUAUCAUUGAACAGCUUUACACGGGAAGGCAAUACAAUGAAUAAUUGUUGUUAAAAAAUAAUAAACAGCUCAUCACGUGUUGAAUGUACUUAGAAAUAGUAGUCAUGAAAUUGAUUUGUAUCAGUAUUUUUUUUUUUGUAAAACAGUCAGACCAAGCCCAUUGAAAUAUAUUCUUAAACCUCA
Messenger RNA from Gadus macrocephalus (Pacific cod), 1904 nucleotides. RefSeq names its product farnesyl diphosphate synthase (farnesyl pyrophosphate synthetase, dimethylallyltranstransferase, geranyltranstransferase) (gene fdps). Bases 206 to 1282 code for a protein of 358 amino acids. Gene Ontology annotation, biological process: trans, trans-farnesyl diphosphate biosynthetic process. The record is from RefSeq and is a predicted model, not a curated record. The transcript has 10 exons. Gene Ontology annotation, molecular function: (2E,6E)-farnesyl diphosphate synthase activity; dimethylallyltranstransferase activity. NCBI's taxonomy places the organism in Eukaryota, Metazoa, Chordata, Actinopteri, Gadiformes, Gadidae. Gene Ontology annotation, cellular component: cytoplasm.